AUGGCUCAAGCACAACCCUCAGAUAUUGGCUUCGGCUAUAUCACCCAGAACGAACAACAUGUCGAGGUUCCUAUGACACCGGCCUCUCCUUUGAAGAGUGCUAUGAAAGUUCCAGGAACUCCAGCCCGAAGACUAGACAACCCUCUGAGCCCGACCUUCCGAGAAGAACAGAUCUUGGAGAAGACGGAGGAGGAGACUGAGAAGGAGCAGGCCAAAGAUUUGAAAAUUAAAACCAGAGUUCGGAUAGCAAAGUUUCUGCUUCGAGGCGUGAAUUUCAGUUGUAGCCUUAUCGUUCUCUCCAUGCUUUCAGUGACCAUGACGAUCUUCAAUACAACCAAGACAUUGCCUGCUAGAAACAAUCUUCCUGCUUGGGCGGACGGGACGAAGACUUGGCCACAGGAAGUGGUUCUUGCGACAUCCUGCGUGUCUCUGGCGCUAUGCUUGGCUGUCUUCUGGGGUUACUGGAGAGGGGGCCAUCGACGAGCAGAGAAGGUUGCUGUUUACUACACAAUUUUCGCCGUGGGCUUCUUCAUCUUCAGCACCGUUAUGUGGGCUAUAGCGGCUGGUAUCCUCCAAGGCGCUAGGGCCAAUGGCAACAAUAAGGAUAUCUGGGGUUGGGCAUGCGUCGAUAACCAGAGGCGGAAGGACUUUUCCGAGAAGGUCGAUUAUGCACUGGUUUGCAGAUUGCAGUCUUGGUCUCUUGUCUGCUGCUUGAUUGAAGUCGUUCUCGAGUGUAUCACCAUCAUUCUCUACGGCGUGAUAUUCUACAGAUACUACUCCAAGCAGCGCCUCCGCAAGACUAUGGAUAUGCGUGACAAGGCACGAUCCGACCUCUACCUUGCUCAACUCCGUACGCAAUCUGCACCCAACACUCCAGGAUUUGGACCCUUAUCCCCCUCAUACUCGGCACAUAUUAGAUCCCCGCGUUUCCCACCCGCUGCCUACACCAGUGCUUCCCGAGCCGAAGAGGGCUUUGCCGGAACGCAAUUCGUAGACGCCAAGCCAACCUCUUUGGUGACAGCGAAGCCCUUCGCUCUCCAACCACCCCCGAUCAAGAUCCAAAGCGCUACACCAAAGAUGGCUCAAACGGGCUUCUCAACACCGGCACCGGCACCGCCACCAGCACCAGUACGAGCCAUCUCCCCUCCUGCCGAGAGAAGGAUAGAGCAUGUAGCUGCCGCACCCGGAGAGCAGACUUACGAGGCGGUACCCAUCCCCGGCGCCUAUAGUCCGCCUCAGCAGCGGAGUUUUGGGAACGCAUGA
Amorphotheca resinae ATCC 22711 is the source of this 1263-nucleotide messenger RNA. RefSeq lists its product as hypothetical. Bases 1 to 1263 code for a protein of 420 amino acids. The transcript is spliced from 3 exons. The record is from RefSeq and is a predicted model, not a curated record. NCBI's taxonomy places the organism in Eukaryota, Fungi, Ascomycota, Leotiomycetes, Helotiales, Amorphothecaceae.